AUAAAUGUGGAAAAAAGGAAUUAGGAGUAGAUAACUGGACGUUCCAGAUAAGGGAAGAACGAAACAAAAUAUUUCAUAUAUCGGAUACACAGAAAAUGACAGAUGACAAAUUUAAAAGGAAAUGGGAAAAAUUGAAUGGAUCCAUCAUGGGAAUAGCUAAUCUUAUUAACAGUACAUUUGCUGAGGAAACUGAGAAACAAAUUCUUCAAACUAAAAAGCUUACAGUUAUACCUACUUAUAUGGAUAAAUAUGAAAUACUGUGUCGUGAUUACUGGAGGAAUAAAUGUGCUGAGUUUGAGAGAGCUCAAAUUGAAGAAUUCGAAAAGAAGGCAUCGGCUUUUAACAUGCAAUUUUCGGAGGAUUGCAGUGAAUCCAUGGGAAGUGAUUGCCAAAAACACAUUAGGGAAAUACAAAAUAUUAAAACUAGGAUUGACAAUAUAGAUAUACUGAUCAAAGUUUUUGGAGAGCAUGAGUAUAUGAAAACGUCGAACAAUACAGAAUCAGUGGGAAAUGACUGCCAGAGAGUUCAUGUACCUGUUUUCUUACAACUUGACGUACCGGCUUUAUGGAACAGAACACAAAUUUUAGAAUAUCUCGACGAAUUGAGGUUGAACAGAAAUUCUAAAAUGAAUAUACAAAUCAUGGCAAUUUCACCUGAUGACCUAAACAUUUAUUCAGAGAUCGCAAAGACAGUACUUGGGCAAAUUGAUUUACUGCAAAACGAAGUCCAAAUGAUCAUGUCUGAAAUGGUUGCAAGAGCGUCAAUUGACACAAAGCAAAGUGCUGAAGUUGUUGUUAGUUUAACUGUACCAGAUACGACAGAAAAAAAAUGUUCGAUGAAGAAUAAGGAUGCAAAAGAAUCGACUGACAAUCUUUUAUAUAUUGCUGAUGAUCAGACGAAAACAAACACCGAAUUUGAUAAUGAAGUGAUGAAGAAUAAAGACGCAAAAGAAAUGACUGACAAUCUUUUAUCUAUUGCUGAUGACCAGACAAUAUCAAACACCGAACUUGAUGAAGUUUUACCUACAUCUCCAGUAAAAGAGAUAGUUAAGGAAUGGAACAAACGAGGACACAUGUAUGUCGGUCAGUCUGGUAUUCAACGACAUACACCUGACUUGUGUUUAAAUGUGGAUAGUGCGAUGAAGGGCGCGAAGGUAAAACAAACGGUUCACAGCCCUUUAUCUGUUCAUGAUGUCCAAAUCAAAUCAAAAACUAAAUGUAAUGGAGGUUACAGCGAAUUCGAAAGUGAAGAUGAAGAAAGAAAUCCAGAGAGUUGUUCAGCUAUUCACGAUGACAAGACAAGAGCCAAAACUGAAUUUGUUGGUAAGUGA
Molecule: messenger RNA, 1331 nt
Organism: Mytilus trossulus (common blue mussel)
Lineage: Eukaryota; Metazoa; Mollusca; Bivalvia; Mytilida; Mytilidae
Exons: 9
Coding region: 96-1331 (411 amino acids)
Source: RefSeq, a predicted model, not a curated record